AUGAUCAAUCGGGAUAGUACCGUACCAACGUCAAAGACGACGUCGUCUCAGGGGGAGGGGGGGUCGCUGGCGACCACGACCAGCGAUGGUAUGGACUUGGUAGUGGCCAAUGACAGCGAGGAGUGGUGGAACGCGACGGAGCCGAGCGGCCCGGACCUCUACAACUUCUGGGCCUGGAGCAUCGUGGACGGCGGGCUCAUGGUGCUCAUCAUCAGCGGGAACACGCUCACCGUGCUCGCCGUCACCAUGAGCCGCCGCCUGUCCUCGCUCGUCUCCAACCAGUUCGUGCUCAACCUGGCCGUGUCCGACCUCAUGGUGGGCCUCACGCUGCCCUACCACCUGGUGUUCUACCUCGACGACGACUUCGGCAAGAUCAAGUGGUCGUGCUUGAUGAGGUUCAUACUCAUUAUACUCGCCUGCCUCGCCUCCAUCUACAACAUCAUCGCCAUCGCUGUGGACAGAUACAUCGCCAUCGUGCACCCGCUGCACUACAGCCGGUACAUGACCAAGCUGGUGACUCGCCUCUUGAUGAGCACCACGUGGACGGUCGCCGUGUGCAUCAGCUGUAUACCCAUGUUUUGGAACGAUUGGCACAGCGGCGUCAGUUGCGAAAUGAAUGUCGUGGUCCCUAAGAAGUACACAACGAGCAUCCUGGCUCCGAUGUUCUCUCUCAUCUGGAUGGUCAUGUUCGUGCUGUACUGGAGGAUAUGGAGGGAGGCCACCUGCCACGCGCGGAGGAUGAGGGCCAACACCUGCUGCCCCUCCAGCGCUAAUGACUGGAAGAGCAUCCAGGUAGUGCUCCUCGUCCUCGGUUCCUUCUCUAUCUGUUGGAUGCCGUUCGUGGUGGUGUCGUGCGCACAGACGUUACCCAUCGUGGGGCUCCACAACCCUAUAGUGUACCGCCUGACGUCAUCCCUCGCCAUGUCUAACUCAGGAAUAAACCCCAUCAUAUACGCGUGGAAGAAUGCCGGAUUCCGAGCAGCAUUUUCGAAGCUAUUGCGCUGCAAGCGUCCCGACACCUCCGAAUACAGGGGCUCCCCGGCUCCAGAGAGGAAGAGGGGUUCGGUGGCCCUCCGUGAGGGGUCCAUCACUCGGUCCACACCCGGCGGAGUGUCGACCAGCGGGGGAGGGAGACCGGCUCGGCUGAUUUAUGUGGAACGUGAGAGCGAUACGGCUCGGUGUCGCAUCAUCGAGAACGCCGGGUACAUAGACUCGGAGCGAGGGGACAGCAACCCCUCGUACGCGCCGGACGGACCCACGCCCGUCCACAAGCCCGGCACCCGCCCGCCAGACGUGGUGUAG
Danaus chrysippus (African queen) is the source of this 1302-nucleotide messenger RNA. The record is from the annotation of a GenBank genome assembly. NCBI's taxonomy places the organism in Eukaryota, Metazoa, Arthropoda, Insecta, Lepidoptera, Nymphalidae.